This is a messenger RNA of Dermacentor andersoni, 3382 nucleotides long. Its product is annotated as zinc finger BED domain-containing protein 4-like. Lineage: Eukaryota; Metazoa; Arthropoda; Arachnida; Ixodida; Ixodidae. The record is from RefSeq and is a predicted model, not a curated record. Gene Ontology annotation, molecular function: protein dimerization activity.
UUUCGAUUAAUCAGUUAAUCGAUGAAAGCCGUAAACCAAAAGCGAUUAUUCGAUUAAUGGCUGGAAUGACGAAUGAUUAAUCGUUAAUCGAAAAAGCAAUUAAUCGACCAUUCCUACACGCCGCCCGAGGCCUGAGAGAGGCCGCCCACGUGGAGGAAGAAAGAACUAGGAAAGAGCAUUACUUCAGGCAGCAAGUCUUGGCUAGCGAACUCGCCGUCAAGCCACUUCUCUCGCUUUUUACCUCGCAGAAUAGGGCCAGCACGUGACCCCGUAGACACAGCGUAUUGGCCGAUAAUGCUUGGUUUCCAGUAGUUUUAAAUCGAUGCACACCCGUUCAGCUGCGCUGCUGGCCUGCAGAGCGGGAGCAGUAAAACCUACCGCGCGCUCUGACGUGGCGAUCACGUGUGCGAUCACUCUCUCCCAAUUUUUAUUUCCUCCAUGCCCGCUCCUCCUCCCAGUCUCCGUCUACCGCCUCCGUCUCCAACCUUUGUGUGCUGGUUGGCCAUUGGCGUGAACACGUGGGGGCCGCUCUAUGUCUUGACGUUGCGAUUGCAUUUUCGUGGGUGUUGCUGCGUUAACUUUGUCAGGCCAUAAUGCCAUGUGAUCGCAAGAGAAGUGCGGUGUGGACAUUGUUCACUGAAGAUGCGAAGACGAAGAAUGCCAAGUGUGAUAAAUGUGGUAGGCAGUAUUCUAAGCCGGCGACGGAAACCCUGCGGUACCAUCUGCUGCACGCCCACUUAAUUCAAGUGCCAAAGGGGCGACCUACAAGGAAAGGUGACCAUGACGACGAUGUCGACGAUCCUCCUCCUGCUCGGGGCGCCAGUCAGCCAGUCCAAGUUGAACAAAAUGUUGCUGGCUCGCCUGCAGCAACUGGGGCCAUAACUAUAGAACCCACUAGUGGAACUCCAAGCCCUCUACGCUCUGUUUCUUUCUCGUCCGCGGGACCCACGGAAAAGUGUCUAUCCAGUGCUACCGCAUUUGCAAGAGGAGGAGCACGUGAUGAGCAUGCUACUGAUGCUCUCGGAUACAUGAUCGCACAUGACGAGUUGCCUCUGAGCACGCCCGACAAGGAUGGCUUCAAGACGUUCGUGAAGGUAUUGCAGCCACUCUACGAGCCUCCCACUGAAGCUACCGUCACAAAGUGCCUCGAGGCAAAGUACGAGGAGCUCGGAGCACAUUAUGGAUGGAGAAUUGAAGCAGCUGAUUAUCUGAACCUUGCAGCUGAUCUUUGGACACAUGGAAGUACGAUGCGGUCGUACCUGGGCCUCACGGUUCAUUUUAGAGAAGGCAAAUUUCUUCUGAAAAAUUUGAUAAAUGAGAAACGGUUUUCCUUUGCCAUGACGCGUAACGAGAUUUUCUGUGCCUACGCCUAAUAUACAAUGUUUUGCCCUUUUAGGUACCAAACUAGUGAGUGUGGAAACUGGAGUUAAGUACACGCCAGAAAGAAAAACAAUUUUGAAUCUGCGCGUGGCAAUGCGCGAAUUGUGCGACGAGUGGAAUAUUGACUACAAGAAGAUUCGGGCUGUCAUCACAGAUGGUGGGCAGAAUAUUAAGGCAGCUGUCCGCGAAGAAUUUGGUGCCGAUAAGCACAUUUCCUGUGUAGCUCACCUUCUGAACCAAGUAGGUCAAGCUGCCAUUGGUCUAGCAGUGUCCAAAGCCCCUUCGGAACUUGAAGCACACGAGGUUGUGGUGGUCCCGGAAAAUGAAAAAGAUGCUGAAUUUGUGCUGGAGGACGUCCCUGAUGACGAUGCCCUCAACGAUGACGGCACACCCCUUGUCGAACUUCGGCCGCUGCUGAUGAAGGUGAAGAGGAUCGUUCGUUUCUUUCGCACCAGCAAUGUUGCGUCACGAAUGUUGGUGGAAAUGCAGCUCCAGGACGGCAAGCAGGAGCAUGAUGCGCUGAAAUUAAUCCAGGAAGUCAGGACCAGGUGGAAUGCUUGCUAUUACAUGUUGGAACGCUUCUUGAAUUUGACAGAGCCUGUCAGCCAGGUCCUCUUACAGCUGCCGAGGGAAAGUGGAGCCACUCGGCGAAAGCCGCCAAAUCUACUCUCUGGUGACCAGCUUGACGUCCUUCGCGAAGUAAAGGACCUACUAAAGCCUCUGGAGGAAGCCACGCUUAUGGUUUCGAAGGGCCGUUCCGUGACACUCAGCGAUGUAAUCCCCGUGGUGUACGGCUUAAAGCAGGGUAUCCACACCUUUCAGCCCAGUCACCCCAUCACUUUCAAUCUGCAGCAAAAGCUGCUCUCAGAAGUGAACACGCGAUUUAGUGACAUCGAGUACCGGCGCCCAUACGCUGCCGCGACGAUUUUGGACCCACGGUACAAGAAGUAUGUUUUCGAACAUCCUCACGCGGUGGCAUUGAUCGUCCGGCACUUAAGUGGAAAAGUUGCUGAAAAGGUUGGUGCUGCCGGCCGUGCUCUAGAAAAGGAUCUUGCUGGGCCGAAUACGGCGCCUCCUCCUUAUGGCAUCUGGGCCGCCGUUGACCAGGCACUUCGCCGCAGCUGCACUGGUACAAUGGGUCAAGAGUCGGAAAGCCAAAUGCCUUCGCAAUUCAAGGCGUACUGCAACAGCCCAGUCGUUGAUCGUUGCGCCAAUCCCAGCUCACUGGAGACGUGGUACAGCAUGCGUGUGGGCUUGGAGCAUGUAUUUGAAGUGGCGAUGGAGUUUUUGUCGAUCCCAGCAACAUCUGUAGCGUCGGAGCGGCUAUUCUCACAUGCUGGUUGGGUGGCCAGUCAAAGAAGGUGCCGGCUGUCACCCGAACUCUUCAGCCAACUAACAUUCCUUCGCUCUGUGGAAAAGAGCAUGUGGUUCAAAAACAUAAACGGGUAAUGUUCUUCUAUCCCUAUGCAUAUUGCAAUUUUUUCCGUGCUCUAGUUGGACCUCAGCUUUCACCUGUGCCAUAUUUCUCAUUACGUGUUUAACUUUACUGUACAGUGGUUCAGUAAAUGCCAUUCAUCCUAUUUUUUUGUUUAAUUCUGCAGUGUUUCACUCAAUAAGUGCCAUAUUUAACAGAUUAGGCAUUAUUCUUUAGGAAAUGAUUAUACAAUUGUUUUGCUUACCUGGCUCCACCCUUCAAACAUUAAAUAUUGGGACUUAGCUGAGUAGAUAACUGUGUUUCAGUCUUUCUAACACGCCCGAAAAGAUUAAGUCGAUUAAUCGAUGAAAAACGUCGCAUCGAAAGCGAUUAAUCGAUUAGACUAAACCGACGAACAAUUAGUCGUUACUCCAUCAAAAAAUAAUAAUCGACCAUCCCUAUAGAGUGCCCCUGCAAAAUGCGGGGACCAGACUCGCUGCGCGGUGCACGGAUGGCCAAGCCGUAGCUGUCGCUCUCAUUAAUCAGUGUUGUAAUGCGUUUAACCCUUGUUAAUUAGUGAACGAAUAA